Molecule: messenger RNA, 2590 nt
Organism: Owenia fusiformis
Lineage: Eukaryota; Metazoa; Annelida; Polychaeta; Sabellida; Oweniidae
Source: the annotation of a GenBank genome assembly
GCCAUGGCUCAGGCAUUUGUGAUAAACAAAAAAUUAGACCGCUUUUCAUGUGGCCUGACUCAUUUGAUGACUGAAAUGACUGUGAACAGAGCGAAUCAUUCAUCAAAUCCUGACGUCAUAUUCUUGCACAAUGACGUCAUUGAUGUUUGUCAGCAACCCAUCACAGUCUGAAAUCUACUGAGCAGAACGUAAAUUGAUGGUUUUAAUCUCAUGGAAAGGCUGGUUUCCAGCCUAAAAGGGGCGUUAAACGUUGGUGCUCAAUAAAAACAAUGACGGAAGAGGUCAUGGGAAGAGCAGGUGAUCCCAACGACGAGUUGAUUGCUCCAACAGAGGAUGUAAUCUCAUCGACAGAAAAUAGCACUGCGAGCACGGUCAGCUUGAAAGACAGUCGAAGAUCAUGGAUUGUCUGCUUCGCUGGAUUUCUCAUUCAAGUUUUAAUCGUUGGCAUAUUGCACGUCUGGGGUGUAUUUUUCCUCUCUAUAUGCAACGAGUUUAACGCCAGUAGAGCUGAGGUCUCAUGGGUUGGAUCUGCAGGAUAUGGUGUCACAAUGUUAUUUGGUCCUCUGGCGAGUGGGCUUAUCAAAAAGAUUGGAGCGCGUAAAACGGCAAUGAUGGGAACUAUCCUAUGUGUAAUAGGAAUACUUACGUCAUCAUUUGCCGAGUCUCUGACGGUGAUGUUCCUGACCUUCUCCUUGGUAUUUGGCCUGGGCUGCUGCUUUGCUUACACACCUACUAUGUGUAUUACGGGAGACUAUUUUGAUAAGUACAUGACAGUGGCUACUGGAUUCAUGGUCGCCGGAAGUAGUACUGGAACGUUAAUCCUGGCACCGAUCUCCCAGGCACUCAUAGACAGUAUUGGUUGGCGUAACGCCUUCAGGGUCCUGGCAGCGUUUGCUUGUCUUACAUUGUGGAGUGGUUGGCAGUUCGUACCACUCCCUGGGACACCAGUAAAUAGACCACCCGAGCAAACAAUCAAAAAGUCGAUGGCGAGACGUCUAAUGGCAGACCUGCGCCUUUGGAAAAAUAAAGCAUUUGUAGUCUGGACGCUAAGUAUUACCUGCGUUAUGUUCGGCUAUUACAUACCUUAUGUCCACUUGGUGUCCUAUGCUGAGACUAUUGGGAUUCCUCCAGAAAAAGGUUCCAUUUUGGUGAUGUGCCUUGGCGCGUCCACGGCAACGGGGCGGAUCAUGUUUGGAAAGAUCGUGAAGUCGGGAGUGAUGAACCGGCUCCAUAUGCACCAGCUUUCCAUGGUCGUUACAGGAGCUGCCAGUAUGCUUCUUCCACUCAUUAAGAGUUUCCCAGGUCUCAUCAUCUACGUCAUUUGUGUUGGCCUUGUGGACGGUUGCUAUGUGGUACUUCUACCCGUGAUGACGUCUGCAUUAGUAGGGGCAGAUAAUACAGUCCUUGCCUGGGGAUUCCUCAUUGGUACAUCUUCUUUCACGUUCACCCUGGGACCUCCUGUUGCAGGUUGGCUUUUCGAUUCAAACGGUUCAUACGACGUUGCUUUCCACAUAGCGGGCAUCCCUGUUAUUCUAGGAGCGAUUGCUUUGCUUCUCAUCCCUUGGGCCCAACGCACGUCCACAUCCACCAACGUCAUGGUGGCAGCGCGGCCUACGUACGCAACUCUCGAUGAAUUAGUAGUCGAUGACAAAACAAACGAAGGUGACUCGCUGAGUGACGACGAUUCAAAUAAUGGCGUAGUAAUUGAACGACCAGGAAAGUUCCUUAUAAUCGAACUGGACGAAGAUAGCGAUCGAAAACUAACGGUAGGAGCCUGUAAACUGGUAAACCCAAUCCAUCAGAACCUAAGAGGUCGACGCCAUCGCAGUAUUUCUGUGUCAUGCCCGAAUGAGAUUCCAGAUUACGUGGUUCAGAAUCUAGAUGCUAUGGGAGCUCUUACUCCGAGUAUGGAGAAACUGGCACAAGCAAGAGAAAGGGCCCAUGAGGAAUCCCAUUCGGUUAUACCUAAACCAAGAAAGAGAACCAUAAGUGAAGGAUCGGCCCCCGCAUAUCUGAGCGUACAGGAUCCACAAUUAAUGCGACAUGUCGGCGUGGAUGAUGACGUCAUCUUAGAUGCAUUGUCUCCCACAGAUGAUGCAAAUUCUGCAACAAAUCCCUGGAUGCAAGCGACAUCACCCCCCUCUAUACGUAGCCCUCAUCUAAUUCUAGGAACGCACUCCUCGAGCAACAGCCUAUUUCCUUCAACGCAUAGCUUAGAGCCCGUACCUGAGGAACCAUCUGUAACUAUGACAGCAAACAUUAACGAUGUUGCUAUAGUAACCACUACUGACGCUACGGCCAAUAAUACCCAAACACCUGGAAAUCCAUUUAUUGUACAAAGGGAAGAUUCUACAAGAAGUUCUAGCUCAGAAGGAAAUAGUUGGGAUUUUGUCGAAAAUGAAAGCUUAUUUAUAAACCAGGAAACAAAGGAAAAUGACAGUAGCCAAGAUGUUACACAAAUAUAAUAGAAAAAAUAAUAAUAUUUAUUUAUGUGUUGUUUUAAAUUGAAUAUAUUUUUGAUAUAUUUCAUGAAUGAAUUUAAAUAAUGAAUGAAAUAUAAAUAUGGUACAAUACUACAUCAAUAAUAAAA